Molecule: messenger RNA, 1388 nt
Organism: Strongylocentrotus purpuratus (purple sea urchin)
Lineage: Eukaryota; Metazoa; Echinodermata; Echinoidea; Camarodonta; Strongylocentrotidae
Exons: 2
Coding region: 312-998 (228 amino acids)
Source: RefSeq, a predicted model, not a curated record
CAAUCAAACUCCUAGAAACUAUUCGCACUUUCAUUAAGAGAGAGGUAAUGAAAAGUUCAUGAGUUCAUGAGUGUGAGACCGGUAUGGUGACUACAAGAGUCAUUUAUUUACCUUGAUUGUGGUAUUAUUCUUAUAUUACAUGCACAGGAACGUUUCUCCGUUAACGCCCUUCUACAUACCUGCAUAGUGAUACGUAUAUGUGGCAUAAGAUUAUAUGAUUUAAUAAUCAACUUCAACUCCAGAUUUGGUUGAGAAUAAUAUCACCGAGUGGAAUAAAAACUUAAUCAAGUUAUACUGCCUCAUCAACGACAAUGAUUUCGUACAGGAGCACGAUGUCACUAGCGAUGUUCAUCACGACAUCGAUGAUUACGAUCGCUGUCAUACACGGAUGCAUUUCAAUGAGUACAGACUCUACAUUGAAACCCAACUCCUACGAUGGUGAUGGAGAGUUUUUGGAAGUAUGGCAAGGGUCUGUGGAGUUCAUCAAUUUCUGGUGCGGCAUACCCGAAUCAUCAUACCACUCCGACGAACCAGAAGAUAAACGACGGCGACGACGAGAAACUUUAGACGAUGUCGACAUCAACAAGUACAGUCUCGAUCACUCUCUCGUUCUCUUCCGUGGCAAGUGCUUUGAGUUUGGCCCGGGUAAUGACUUGAUGUAUGCAAGGGGAGGUGUCGGGAGGAUGGCUGAGGAUUGUCCGGUUACAUGGACCCGUAUUGGACAGAGUAAGUGCACUAUGAAGGAGGCCGAAGACAUGGCUGCUAUACAACAGGCUCAACAUGAAUACCAUCUCUUAUGGAAUAACUGUCAUCAUUUUACAGAAUGGCUACUUCAUAAGUUAGUUAAUAAUCAAUGUUCAGUUAACAUAGCAAAUGCAAAUGACGAUGAUGACAAUGUAAAAGAAAAGAAAAAAGGGAAAGAAAAGAAAAAAGGGAGAAAAAAUGGGAAGUCUAAAAGGAGAGGAAGAAAAAGUAAGGUUCGAAGGAGAAAUGAGUGACAAAGAUGAAAACAAAAAUAAAUUAAUACGUAUAAAAAGUGAAGGGAGGCAUUUUUUGAGAUACUUGUUAGCACCUUAAAUGAUUAGAUAAUUGAUAGCAGUAGAUUCAGCAUCAAUGUAGAAACACUUAUCGACGCUCAUUAUUGUUAUGCCUACUUUCUAACAAUAUUAUGAAAAAAUAUUCAUUACCAAUAUUACAACAAAAAAUUGUUUUCAUAGUUAUUGUGUAGCAGAGAAUGAAAAAAACAUCAGAUAUAAUAUAGAGCAGUAAAAUGUAGAAUAAUCUUUCUUCGAUAGGGUUAAACUUUGAUUUUGUAUUUUUCCAUACGCUAUGUUUUUGUUUUCUUUCGCGCGAAGUUGCUUGAUUUCUAUAAAUUGUAUCGUAUGUGU